AUGACCGUCACACCCAGCACAACAGCAGGCCCAAAACCGGGUGAUGCCACAAACGGCGAUGCCGUUCCCCCCUCAGGACCCCUGAGUCAGGCUCAGUUGGCCAUCAUCAAGGCCACCGUGCCGGUCCUCCAGGCACAUGGCGAGACCAUCACGAAGGUCAUGUACGACAACAUGAUCGGCGCCAACCCCGAAAUGCACAACAUCUUCAGCACCAGCUCCCAGGUCACAGGGCGACAGCCACGCGCCCUUGCCCGCGCCGUGCUCGCAUACGCCAUAUACAUCGAUGACCUGCCCAAGCUGGCACACGCCGUCGAGCGCAUAGCGCAGAAGCACGUCAGCCUGUUCAUCCAGCCGGAGCAGUACGACAUCGUGGGCGGUCACCUGAUAGGCGCCAUCGGCCAGGUCCUGGGCGACGCGGCGACGCCCGAGAUCGUGGAAGCCUGGACGGCGGCGUACGGGGUGCUCGCGCAGGUCUUCAUCGACAGGGAGCGUGAGCUGUACAAGGCCGACGAGAACUGGACGGGCUGGCGCAAGUUCCGCAUCGCGAGGAGGGCCAGGGAGGCCGAGGGCGUCGCGAGCUUCUACCUGGAGCCCGUGGACGGCGCGGCGCUGCCGCGGUUCCUGCCGGGGCAGUACAUCAGCCUGCAGGUCUUUGUGAAGCACCUGGGCUACAACCAGAGCCGGCAGUACAGCCUGAGUCAGGCGCCCGACGCCGCAGGGCGGUCCUACCGGAUCAGCGUCAAGAAGGAGCGCGACGACCAGGCGGUCGUGGACGGCCUGAUCUCGAACAUGCUGCACGACGGGUACAAGGAGGGCGACGUGGUCGAGCUGUCGCACCCGCACGGCGAGUUCUUCCUGGACCCGUCGGAUGUCUCAAAGGAGGGCGCCCCCGCCGUGCUCAUCUCUGCCGGCAUAGGCGCCACGCCGCUCAUGUCCAUGCUCCACGCCCUGGCGCAGCCCUCGGCAGUCAAGAGGCCGGUCUCGUGGAUCCACACCUCCCGAUCAAAGGCUACACAGCCGUUUGCGGACGAGGCGGUGGCGACCGUGGAGCAGGGCGCCAUCAAGGACAGGGCGUCGGCGCACGUUCACCUGAGACAGGGGCUCGACGGGAAAGGGAAGCCACGGUUGGACAUUGCGGCCCUUUCUCGGGAAGGCAAGCUGUUUGUGAACGACCCAAGGGCUGAGUACUUCAUCUGUGGUCCUGAGAAAUUCAUGUUGGACGCGAGGAAGACCUUGGUGGGUCUCGGUGUCGACAAGAGCAGGGUCUAUUUGGAGCUAUUUGCCACUGGAGAUGUUGCCGACGACGCUUAG
This is a messenger RNA of Diaporthe citri, 1311 nucleotides long. RefSeq lists its product as uncharacterized. The record is from RefSeq and is a predicted model, not a curated record. Gene Ontology annotation, biological process: nitric oxide catabolic process; cellular response to nitrosative stress. Bases 1 to 1311 code for a protein of 436 amino acids. Gene Ontology annotation, cellular component: intracellular anatomical structure. Gene Ontology annotation, molecular function: oxygen binding; heme binding; nitric oxide dioxygenase [NAD(P)H] activity. The transcript has a single exon. Lineage: Eukaryota; Fungi; Ascomycota; Sordariomycetes; Diaporthales; Diaporthaceae.